This is a messenger RNA of Perca fluviatilis (European perch), 2839 nucleotides long. RefSeq names its product tumor necrosis factor receptor superfamily, member 1a (gene tnfrsf1a). Gene Ontology annotation, molecular function: tumor necrosis factor receptor activity; tumor necrosis factor binding. The record is from RefSeq and is a predicted model, not a curated record. Gene Ontology annotation, biological process: signal transduction; inflammatory response. The coding region runs from base 254 to 1462 and encodes 402 amino acids. The transcript has 11 exons. Gene Ontology annotation, cellular component: mitochondrion; signaling receptor complex; membrane raft. NCBI's taxonomy places the organism in Eukaryota, Metazoa, Chordata, Actinopteri, Perciformes, Percidae.
CCGAAAGGGGCAAUGGCACAGUCGCUUAACCUUCGGUAAAAGAAAGUAUACAUAGUUAUAUUGAAUUAAAUCUACAUUAAUGUCGAUAUAUGGACCUGAAGUAAAAGAGGUAUCGCUCGGUGUGACAGUGGUUAUCAAGCAGCAGCAGCAGCAGCAGCAACAACAACAACAACAACAACAACCAACAACAACAACAACAACAACAACAACAACAACAGGUGGCCUCCAAUGGAUUGAGCUAAACCUGUAAGAUAUGGAGGGAGCUGGGCACAGAGGAAGAUGGGACAUAAAAGCCCCUGUUGGCACAAUACUGCUCCUUAUGUGCAUGUUCAUCCCCACUCUGACAUUGUUACAACCUUCAGAGGAGAAGACGUGUCCACAUGGCGACUAUCUCACUGAAAAGGGAAUUUGUUGCAACAAAUGCCCUCCAGGUUUUAAGCUUGUAGAAAUGUGUCAUGCUACGGGUCACAGAAGUAACUGCACAAAAUGUCCCGAUCGGCAAUAUACAGACGAGAUGAACUACUCCCGCAACUGCAGAAGUUGCAGACGCUGCAAAGGAAAGCAUGACAAGGAGAUAUCAUCAUGUGAAUAUAACAAAAACACGAUUUGUAAAUGUGAGGAUGGUUAUUACAAGUCUGUUAUUGACUCAGAAACAUACGAGUGUCUGAGAUGUUCACCGUGUGGACAGAAUGAAAAGCCAAAACAGACAUGUACACCAGAGAAAAAUACUGUGUGUGAAUGUGAAGAGAACUACUACAAAGUCAAGGGCAAGUGUGAGCCCUGCAAGAAUUGUACCGCUGAGUGCAAACAUCAAUGUCAACCAUCAACUCCUACUCCUCCUCCUCCUCCUACUCCUACUACAAAAGCUCCUCUGCCUGAAGGUGUAAAUCUUAUCAAGAUAAUUGCUGGAGUUGCAGUUAUGGCUGUGAUAUUGCUGGUGCUGUUGGUUCUCAUCACCUACAUUGUUACAAAACGGACUAUCAAAAAUAAGUUGCUGAAACCAUACUGUCAACCCUCUGACGUCUCUGUGGACUCAUGCGAGCGAGCCCUGUUCCACAUCGAGGAACCUUCAGACAACAUGAGUGUCAAGGCUCUUCCCCAAAGUCCUGUGAGUGAACAGGAACCAUACAAUCUGCCUGACUGUGUCCCCCUAGAAGUCAAGAUCCCUGACCUGAUCUACACGGUGCUGGAUCUGGUUCCUGUGCUGCAGGUAAAGCAGCUGGUGCGUUCUCUCGGUGUGGAGGAUACAGAGAUCGAACAAGCAGAGAUGGAUCACCGAUCCUGCCGCGAGGCUCACUACCAGAUGCUGAGAGUGUGGGCUGAGCGAGGGUCACGUAGAGGUGGAGGAGGACGAGGUAGAAUGCUGCACUCGCCCUUGUUGCAGGAGUUGUUGGAGGAACUGAGAAAGAUGAACCUGGGACGGGCAGCCGAGGAGCUGGAGACAAAGUACGGCAUUCAGUAGUUCUGCAACAAGUGCCAAGUGGAACAAGAAGCGCAUGAAACCAAGUAUUGUUCUCUUUAGAGAGUCACUCAAAGGCAGCCUCAAAGCAUGACACGGUGCUACAGCAGUUUUAUUUUUAUCACUCUCGUCCUGCCAAACACUUGCUGAAAAGACGGUCAAACUACUGAGAGCGACAGAUCAAAUGGUUCAUAGAGGCAGAGUCAUAUGUAUAUGCAAAUGUUUGCUUUUUAAAGGAAUAAUAAGACAUUUUAGGAUGGGACGACCAGCAAGAAAGGGAAUAAGAGUAUUUUUUUUAAAUACGCUGUUUCUUUAGUAUCACUAUACUGUACAGUAUAUCUUUGGAAAUGUUGGGGAAUAUUUUAUGAUUUCAUACUGGACUUAUUACUUUUUAUUAUACAACAUGCAUUCAUGAUUUGAGUGUUUUCGACUGCAUUUUGUACUAAAUAGUAUCUACUGUUGUACAAACUGUUUUAUACAUCGUGCCUACUCUAUCAUAUGUAGUAAGGCCAAUUAAGCUAAUCUAUUUCUGUUAGUGUCAUCAGUCACCAUUAAAAGGUGUGUUAAAACAUUGCAGACAUUAGUUUUUUUUAGCACGGGGAAGUAAGUAUUCAUCUGUGCCAUUAACUGGUAAUGUUUUAAUAGUAGUUCCUGGUUACAUUGUUAAAACAGUUCUAGUCUUGUUUAUUUAAAUCUUAUGGGACAGCACGGUGCAAGGUUGGCACUGCUGCCUCACAGCCAGUAGGCACUGCUGAGAACUGGAUCACCGGUCCUUGCAGGACCUUUCUGGAGUCUCCCCGGGUUCGAGUGGGUUUUCUCUCAAAGUGCUCCGGUUUCCCCCACCAUAAAGACAUGCGUACUAGGUAACUCCUGCCAGUGCCCUUAUCAUUAAGGGCUAAUUAGUUGAGGGGUUAAAUGCAGAGGAUGCAUUCCUAAAAUGUGUUACAUACUUGGCAAAUAAAGAAAAUAGUAUUAUAUAAUAUUAGAUAAAGAACAAUACCAAAGCCAGGGAAGUCUGCAGUUCCUAUUAGACCAGACCCCUGCUACUUAUUUUACAGGCUUUUCACAGCCUCAUUAGCGUUCUUUUGAACCCCAUCAUACAAGCAUUAUUCAUUACUGUCAGAGAAAACAGGACACGCCUUGUUUCAGUCUGCCUCAGCCAAGUGAACUUUUAUAAUUCCAGUCUUGGCCUGCAGAUUCAGUGAUGAAUCAGUCACUCUCAGACAGACUGAGGACGUGUCAUUCCACAGCACUUUUAUCCUACACUGAAUUGUAUAGCCAAACAGAACAAUUUAUUCACUGAGCAAUCCAUGUUGAGCAGUAUAUAACAGAUUUUGUGAUAAUAUCUGAACUUUAAAUAAAUCUGUCUUUGUAUCUUAA